AUGUCCCUGCCUCGUACGACUCGAUCCGUUAGGACGAUUCUUUCGACACCUUCAGGGAGCAUAAGAUGGGCCGUCUCGUGCCGUGCUAUCUCACCAAGUAGCUUAAGAGCGCUUCACACGAGCCUCCGCAGAGAGUAUGGGAAGUCUGUCAUAGAUGAAGCCUCAAAAGAUGAACACCUUCUCACGAAACGGCUGGCGGACGAGCUACGUUUACCGCUAUUUAGCGCGUCUGGAGAACAGCUUCAUCUGCUCGAGGAUCCGUCACAUUUCUAUCAGACUCUCAAAGACAAGAUCAGCCAAGCGGAAAAUAGAAUUUUCCUCGCAUCACUGUACAUCGGUAAAGAGGAGUCAGAGCUGAUCGAGCACUUGGAAUCGGCACUUUGCGCAAAGCCGUCAUUACAGCUGACAAUCUUGGUCGAUGCGUUGAGAGGGACACGAGAAUCGGCUCCCACACCAUCAUGCGCCAGCUUGGUCUCACGACUACGGGCUCGAUUUCCCGACAGAGUCAGAAUACGACUCUAUCACACUCCGAAUCUCAAAGGAUGGCUCAAAAAGUUUGUAGGAAAACGCUUCAACGAAGGCUGGGGGCUGCAACACAUGAAAAUUUACGGAUUCGAUAACGACGUCGUGCUCAGUGGUGCCAAUCUCAGUCGGGACUAUUUCACGAACCGUCGCGACCGAUACUUGAUGAUCGAGGAUCACGAGGACAUUGCCAACUACCUGCAUUCGCUUGUGCAGCUUGUAGGGCAGUUCAGCUUCAAGCUCGAGGCGUGCGAAGACAGAGGUGCCUCGUUCGAGAAAGAAGAAAGUCCGGACUGGAAGUUGAUAUGGGACGGAGGCAAAGACAGCACUUCUUCACUGCGCAGCCAGACAGAGAUGCAGCCUUACCGAGCGACAGGAUGGACGGACGAAGCAGCCAACGCGGUCGAGGAAUUCACUCGACAAUGGAAUACCAUAUGCCCGAUUUCGAAGGCCGAGAUCGCGAUUGGCCGUGGGCAGGCCGACACGUUGCUGCUGCCCUUGCUUCAAAUGGGCCCAUUGAAGAUCAGGCAAGAGACUUGUGCUAUCCCGCAGAUUCUUGAGCUAGCUCACAAAGCCCACGAUGAGCAAGGUCCGCCACCGAUACUGGCACUUACGUCCGGAUACUUCUCGUUGUACAAACCAUACAAAGCGCUCUUGCUGCAAGCCAAAGCUGCACGAACCGCCGUCGUCAAGAUGAUCUGCGCCGCUCCUGAAGCCAACGGCUUUUUCAAUUCCAAAGGCGUCUCGGGCUGGAUCCCAGAAGCCUACACUUGGUACGAGUUUCAGUUUUGGGACGCACUGCGGCGGUCCAGGAGGCUCUUGCGGCAAGACGGCAAAUCGGGAGAAGAAGGAGGCGUAGAGAUUCGAGAGUGGAAGAAGGACGGCUGGACCUACCACGCAAAAGGUAUCUGGUUUUCUCCUCCACCAGCAGAGGGGUCCAACGAAUUGGCAGCGCCGACAAUAGUUCACAUCGGCUCGAGCAAUUACGGUUCAAGGUCGGCAGACCUGGAUCUUGAAUGUACGUUUCUGAUCUCGACUCUGUCGAAGAAGCUCUCGCAAAAGUUCAAGGAAGAGUGGUCUAAGCUCGAAGCAGACGCGAAGGACCGCGUAGAUGAGAGCUUGUUCCAGAGACCUGAUCGCCAGGUGCGCAGACGAGUCAGAAUUGCAUCCUGGAUCCUCAAAGGUAUGCUUUGA
Messenger RNA from Mycosarcoma maydis (corn smut), 1716 nucleotides. Its product is annotated as CDP-diacylglycerol--glycerol-3-phosphate 3-phosphatidyltransferase. Gene Ontology annotation, cellular component: mitochondrion. The transcript has a single exon. Gene Ontology annotation, molecular function: CDP-diacylglycerol-glycerol-3-phosphate 3-phosphatidyltransferase activity. Gene Ontology annotation, biological process: cardiolipin biosynthetic process. NCBI's taxonomy places the organism in Eukaryota, Fungi, Basidiomycota, Ustilaginomycetes, Ustilaginales. Bases 1 to 1716 code for a protein of 571 amino acids. The record is from RefSeq and is a predicted model, not a curated record.